This is a messenger RNA of Brienomyrus brachyistius, 1571 nucleotides long. It is a transcript of the gene ift27, whose product is annotated as intraflagellar transport 27 homolog (Chlamydomonas). The record is from RefSeq and is a predicted model, not a curated record. Lineage: Eukaryota; Metazoa; Chordata; Actinopteri; Osteoglossiformes; Mormyridae. The coding region runs from base 149 to 709 and encodes 186 amino acids. The transcript is spliced from 7 exons. Gene Ontology annotation, molecular function: GTP binding; GTPase activity. Gene Ontology annotation, cellular component: Golgi apparatus.
CUCUUUCGGUUGCUAAGAGACGCCUAGCUAAGCUAAGUAACAGGACUAAACUUGAUUACGAGAAUGUUUUAGCAAAAAUAAAACGACCAGAGGUACAUUUUGGGGUUCGUGCUGUCGCAUUCUGUAAUUUUAUGAAGCGCAUUAUACCAUGGUGAAGCUGAGAGCGAGGUGCAUUGUAGUCGGAGACUCUGCCGUGGGGAAAAGCGCCGUGUGUCAGAUGUUCCGCGGCGACGGGGCCCAUUUGCAGAGGAACUACAGCAUGACAGUGGGAGUGGAGCUUUUGGUGAAAUCUGUGAAUAUCCCAAACAGCAGCGACAGUGUGGAGCUGUUCAUUUUCGACUCUGCUGGGAAGGAGACCUUCGCAGAACCAUGUGAGAAGCUGUGGGGGCAGCUGUCAGUGCUGUGCCUAGUGUUUGAUCUGACCAGCGAGGCGUCGUUCAGGAAUUGCGGUCGCUGGUUGGAGCGGGUGAGGACACACAGCCAGGGCCUGCAAGUCCCAGGGGUGCUCGUGGGCAACAAGUCGGACCUCUCGUCGCGGCGGGAGGUGGAGAAGGCCGUGGCCCAGAACUGGGCCCAAAGCCAGGGCCUAGAGUACCACGAGACCUCGGCUAAGGAGACUGAGAACUGCGAGGCCCCCUUUGUCAGCUUGGCCCAAGCCUUCUACAGCAUGUACCAGGACCGGAUUCAGGUGAUCCACAGCCUGGCCUAGAUCUCCAGACCCCGCACACUCUCCAGAUCCAAAAGUGACAUAAAACCGGACUGGAAUCUUCUGCCAUGGCUUUCAGGAGCGUUGAAGAGCAGAGACUUCAGUGUCGUUCUGUUAAUGAAAUUCCGUAUAUUUAUAAUUCUGUAAUUCAGUUUCAGCUAUUACAUCUCUGAAUUUGUUGUUAUAAAAAGUUGUUUUUGUUACCAGUGGUGGCGUUUGUGAUCAGCCUGUAACAGCACUUGCCAUGAAAGCCUCUGAUGCACCGUAGACUUCAUCUGCUAAUGAAUGUUUUUUUUCUCAGUGGUGGGUAAAGGGAUGUGGGUUGGAGCGAAACUCGGAGCUCAGUUCUUAGGCGGUACCUUGCUGUUGGAUACCAUCGUCACUUAACUUUGUUCAGCAAGGCAACAGUCGUAGAAAGAGCUUAAAAGCAUGUGACCGUGAGGACGGCCUGGUUCUGAUAAAUGACAGGCGCAGAAACACCGUCUACAAAUGGCAAAGGAGAAAAAAUUAAUUUCCUCUGUGUAAGAAGGUUUUCCCGUUUCACUGGUUCUGUAGCAGGUCCAGUCUCGUUUAAACUUUGACCCGUUGACCUGACAGGGGGCAUUUAGCUGUAUUUGUGAUGUAUGCUAUGAUAUAAUGGAUUUUAAACAGUACGUUAUAUCAUAUGCCCCAGUGCAUUGUGGGAAAACCUGUUGGCUGGUCAGAAGAAAAAAAAAAAACUGUGAACGUCUGUGUCCUCCUGGGAUGGUGAGAUGUUCCCAAUGUGUGUCACGUGAAAUUCCAGCACAGCACUUUAUAUCCUUGGAUAUUUUCAGAAGUUCUGCCUUCGGCCAAUAAUGAAAAUAAAGUUAUUCUCAAAUUUUAA